Euleptes europaea (tarantolino) is the source of this 425-nucleotide messenger RNA. RefSeq names its product trefoil factor 3-like. Lineage: Eukaryota; Metazoa; Chordata; Lepidosauria; Squamata; Sphaerodactylidae. The record is from RefSeq and is a predicted model, not a curated record. Bases 1 to 372 code for a protein of 123 amino acids. The transcript is spliced from 4 exons.
AUGGAAAAGAAAAUGCUCUGGGUUUUCACCAUUGUCCUGAUUGUAGGACUCAGCAAUGCCUUGCUGCCUGAAGGAGUAUGUAGCGUCCCAGCAAAGUCGCGAGAAAACUGUGGCUACCCAGGCAUUGGUGAAAUAGAAUGCAGUCAGAAGAACUGUUGCUUCGAUUCGAACGUGAUGGGUGUCCCCUGGUGCUUUAAACCGGAUUUUGCUGAUGCCUCGGAACAAUGCGCCGUUCAAGUGAGUGCCAGAGAGGACUGCGGCUACCCAGGGAUCAGCACAGAAGAAUGUAGUAACAGAGGAUGCUGUUUUGAUUCAAGUAUUCCUAAUGUUAUCUGGUGCUUCUUUCCUAAUAAUGAUCCAGAAUGCUUCUAAAAUAAAUGUGAAUCAAGAAUCUGGCUGUCUACUCUUAUUGUUCCUCCAGAAGA